Messenger RNA from Nicotiana tabacum (common tobacco), 1499 nucleotides. RefSeq names its product putative uridine kinase C227.14. The record is from RefSeq and is a predicted model, not a curated record. Gene Ontology annotation, molecular function: kinase activity; ATP binding. Lineage: Eukaryota; Viridiplantae; Streptophyta; Magnoliopsida; Solanales; Solanaceae.
CCCCAACCCCCCACAAAAAAUAAAAAAUAAAAAAAAUAAAAGAAGAAGAAAACGACGGAGGGAGUUGAGCAAACCGGAGGAACCGGCUGCCUGGAGCAAACCGGAUGUUUCAGUCGAGCAGCGUAAUUUGCCUAUGAAAAUUGAGCUUCUCCAAUGGAGGUUUCAUCAUUUUCGACGAGCUUUGCGAAACUCCGAUAUCCGUUUUCAGAGACAUUGCUGACAAAAGGUGAAACCUUUCCUGCGUGGAUUAAGUGUUAUGCAUCCCCUUCAUCCACGAAGAAUGCCACUGGAAGUUUACUCUGUCAUGCUGAGUUUCGUACUCAGAAGUGGAGUCUUUUGCAGGUUUCAUGUAGCCGAAAGAGUGAUAUUCCUGUCAUAGAAGCUGGGUGCAUGGAUGACAUAUAUGAUGCUUUGGCCAAACACCUUGUUCCAACCGCUGCAGCAGCAUCAAGCCCUAAUUUUAAGCAUAUUGUUGGUCUUGCUGGCCCUCCUGGUGCUGGGAAGAGCACUGUUGCAUCUGAGGUAGCUAAGAGAGUCAUUAAGUUAUGGCCCCAAAAGGCUUGUUCCUUUGAUUCUCAAGUUGAUCCUCCAGAAGUCGCUAUUGUUCUUCCAAUGGAUGGGUUCCACCUUUAUCGUCAUCAGCUUGAUGCUAUGGAGGAUCCAAAGGAAGCACAUGCGAGAAGGGGCGCUCCAUGGACGUUUGACCCCAAUUUACUGCUACAAUGUCUUAAGACUCUUAAAGAUCAGGGAUCAGUGUACUGUCCAUCUUUUGACCAUGGUGUAGGAGAUCCUGUAGAAGAUGAUAUCUUUGUGAACCUUCAGCACAAAAUAGUGAUAGUUGAAGGUAAUUAUCUGCUUCUUGGAGAUGGUGCUUGGAAGGAGGUAUCUUCCAUGUUCGAUGAGAAGUGGUUUGUCGAUGUUGAUAUUGAGAAAGCAAUGCAACGUGUCCUAAAGAGACAUAUAUCUACAGGGAAGGCCCCUGAUGUUGCUAAGUGGCGGAUAGAUUACAAUGACAGGCCCAACGCUGAGCUAAUUAUGAAGUCCAAGAAAAAUGCGGAUUUGGUGAUCAAGUCAGUGGACGAAUUGAGGUGAUUCCCCGACUCAUUACCUGCAGUGAAAGUAAAUUCAACAGUAAAGAUGUUUGUCUGAGAGGAAAUUUGAAUGACGGUGUCAAAAAUAAGCAAAAUCGAUUUUUACGGAUUGGGUUGAAUCUGAAACAGCGUGUGCAGGACCUUGCAGUCUUGCUUGCAUUUAUGCUUGAGGUAGUUAAUAAGUUUAAGGGACUGAAAAUAAUGGUUAUACUUUUUCCUGCAAAAUAAGAUGGAAUCCUUCUGGCAUGUAACGCUGAAGAUAGGUAAGUUUACCUUUUAUGAGUUCAUUUCUUCCCGAAUUUUGUAAAGACUUGAUCAAUACCAGUGCAGGGUGAUCAAUACCAGUGCAGGGAGCCUCCUGCUUGCUACUGUAGAUGACAAUGAAAUAAAAGGAUACAUUUAUAUGUA